UUAUUGGCUAAGAAGUUACGCAAAAUUAACGUGUUUCUAUGUAUCUUAUCCGUGUGCGAACGAAGUCUAAUAAGUAAAAAAUAAAACCUACAAACCUUUUAUUAAACAACCUUAUUGUGUCGCGUUAAAUUUUCAUUUUGUCAUCAUAAAAUAUUAUAUAGCCUUUCUAUACAUAAAAUACAAGAAGUGGUAAUAAGCCCGGUCUGUGAGAGGAUUCGGCGAAAAUGUACAAGAAUCCUAAUUAUUCUGUGCUUUCUGUAAAUUAUUAUGUUUAAUGUACAAUGUUGAAAUGAAUGAGUUCAAAGUGUACAAGGAUAGAGUUAGUGGUAGGAGUACGAGUACGAGUACGAGACAAUCGACAACAAAGAGUGGCACUAUUGUUACCAAAAGAGGAUAACCAUUUGUUUUUGGAGUGGAUUUUUAUGUAGUACAUCCUUUGGAGUAUUCUUGCCAAGGAAAAACAAACUUGAUUUAUAUUCAACGCAUGGUACCGAAUGUCGGUAACUUAUGAUGAAAACUACAAAUAUAUACGAAUUACAAGUUGGACAGGAUACAAAAAAUUGCAAGAAUACAUCCCCGGCGGUGGUAGGGGGCUUGAAUCUGAGAGUUGCUCUGGCAGUGGCACUGGCAUUGGUACUGGUCCUGGCACUGGCACUGGAUCUGGUUGUCCUUUGAAUUCUUGGCUAUUGGUUUCGAAUGUUGCCGUCGACAACGAGACAAACUUUGACUUGAAUGCCGUCGUCGUCGUCGUCGCCUUCGUCGAAGUUGUUCAACUUUUCUCGGUACUGUCGUCCUGUUCUUCGUCGUCGUCAUCGUCAUCGCUGUCUGGUGCGGAAAACAUAUUGACUCGGGAAGGUCCUUGCUUUUUGUGCUGAUAAUUCAAAUUAUUCAGUUUGGUGUUUGUGUGUUUUUGUUGGGUUUGAGGAGUGUGGAGUUUGGGGCUGAUAGUUGGCCAGGAUAAUAAAAUAAAAUAAAAUAAAAUAAAAUAUUCUCAUACCAAUUGUAAUAAGAGAUCGUAAAAUGAAUCAAAUAAAUCGAAGACGUCGUCAAACUGCAGAGCCCUUUGACUGUCUGAGACCGGUGAUACGUUUUUUUGGCAUAAUAACUGCUGUAGUAAUUUGUGGAGUUGGAGUGGACGUUUUCGUACAUGGUCAUACGUCUGGCAUCUUUAUAAUAUUAGGAUCGUUUUUGGUUCUCUUCUUUGAAAUAAAGUGGGUUAUAACACUUUUCCUGCAGCUACUAUUUGCAAGUGAUGGUGGAUAUUCGGAUUGCGUGCAAUGCUGGAGCGUUUGUAAAGUAGCUGGAGGUUGGAGAUUAUCUCCAUUCUAUAUUGCCUUCGGAACUGCAUUAAUUAUGUGGCCAAAUAAUUUAUGGUUAAGUUAUGUAGCAGGAAUAUUAUUAUUGUUUUUGGCAUCCUUAAGACUUUGCACAUUGUUUCGCCUUAGCAGUAAUAUAAAAGAUGAGGGUCUUUUGCCCCAUUGUGAGUUUGAAAAGGUCGAUGGCUUUGCGGAUGUUGCAGAUGAUAUAAUGCAGGAAGGAUGUCAAAGUCUCGAAGAUGAAGAACCCAUUGAUGAUGUUUGCUAACUGUAACAUUUGUUUAUGAAAAGAAAAAAAUGUUUUUUGUACAAAGUUAUCGACUAUCACAUAUUUUUAUACCAAUUUAAAAGACAAUAAAAGCCAAAAAGUUUAAUAAAAUGUUAAAAAAUCAAAAA
Molecule: messenger RNA, 1712 nt
Organism: Eupeodes corollae
Lineage: Eukaryota; Metazoa; Arthropoda; Insecta; Diptera; Syrphidae
Exons: 5
Coding region: 1021-1584 (187 amino acids)
Source: RefSeq, a predicted model, not a curated record